Magnolia sinica is the source of this 1013-nucleotide messenger RNA. RefSeq lists its product as uncharacterized. NCBI's taxonomy places the organism in Eukaryota, Viridiplantae, Streptophyta, Magnoliopsida, Magnoliales, Magnoliaceae. The transcript is spliced from 2 exons. The coding region runs from base 83 to 445 and encodes 120 amino acids. The record is from RefSeq and is a predicted model, not a curated record.
CUCUCUCUCUCUCUCUCUCUCACGAACCCUCUCCUCUCCCAAAUCCUCCCCUCAUGAACCUAAUGAGAUCGUCCCGUGCAUUAUGAAGUCGAUGUGGUAUCGUGGCGGGCUCGGAGAAUCCAAGCUUGGGCAUUGGUUGCUGCAAAAAUUUGAAACCAUGCGAACGGAAAGUGAAAGCGAAGAGGAUGGUCUUGAUGAAGAUGCUGAUGAUGUUGAGGAAGAGCAUGAACUAGAGCCUGAGGUUCCUUUAACUACUGAGCUGGUAGUAAAGAAUCCUCCAUCAGCUUCUUUGGUACCCAAAGAUACAGAAAGGAAGCUUUCUAAGGAAUUGAAGAAAAAGGAGCUUGCAGAUCUUGAAGCGAUCUUGACUGAGUUGGGGAUCCCCAAGAAAGAGACAAAUGGCCAAGCUGGUAAUCUUUUUUUUGUCUCUAGAAUAUGCAUGUAGAUCGUUCUAGGUAUUUCCUAUCAUUUCUCUGCUUUCUGUUCUUCUGCAGUUUAAACAUGGGGGCCAAGGCGAAUGAUAUCACGUAGUCACUGUAGCUUACCGCUUCUCUUAUGAACUCAUGAAAAUAUUCAUGAACUUUUUGAAUGUUUUGAUGUGGUAGUCUAGCAUUAUGUUUCAAGAUGUAAAUUAUCUUGAUUAUCAGAUUGUGUGGUUCUGAAAUUAAUCAUCAUCAGUCUUGUCUAGCUAUUUGCGUUCAGUUCUACUUGUUUUACAAUUUUAAAUUGAGCUUUGUGGGGCCCACUAAUUGGUGAUCUGAUGCGCCUGAUGGUGGAAAUUACAAGAAAAAUAUUCUUAAAAAGGGACUCCCACCUCUGGAUUGUGAUAUGCCACAAGUAGACGAUGCUGUUUAAUCCAAGUGUAGGUUCUGUGGUGUUUGUUUGUUAGACUUGAAAAUCAGGCAUAUGCCUGGAUCAUGUGUGUUAAAAGCAAAACACAAGCCCGGCCAGCCUGCUCAUUGAUUGAAGUACCUUGACAGUAAAUUUACAAUUAUACCUUGACUGUAAAUUUA